Messenger RNA from Fonsecaea nubica, 4137 nucleotides. RefSeq lists its product as hypothetical. Bases 1 to 4137 code for a protein of 1378 amino acids. Lineage: Eukaryota; Fungi; Ascomycota; Eurotiomycetes; Chaetothyriales; Herpotrichiellaceae. Gene Ontology annotation, cellular component: mRNA cleavage and polyadenylation specificity factor complex; nucleus. Gene Ontology annotation, molecular function: protein binding; nucleic acid binding. The record is from RefSeq and is a predicted model, not a curated record. The transcript has a single exon.
AUGCAGUGCUACUCCGAGCUUAUACCUCCUUCGGGCGUCACUCACGCCCUCUCACUCCCCUUCACUUCACCUGAUGCCGACAAUUUGAUUGUUGCGCGGACGUCUCUGCUCCAAGUCUUCCAAUGCAAGCCGGUCAAUGGUGGUCAGGAGUCGAGACUCGUCUCGAUCGCCGAGUACAGCUUGGCAGGGACAGUCACGUCGUUAGGCAAGGUCAAGAUUGCCGACUCGAAAAGUGGCGGGGAUGUCGUCCUCAUCGCCCUCCGUGAUGCUAAGCUGAGUCUCGUCGAAUGGGACCCCGAGUUGCAUAGCAUAUCUACUCUGUCAAUACAUUUCUACGAGCACCAUGAUCUCCAGGCUGCUCCGUGGAUGCCUGAUCUCGCCGAUUGUGUCAGUCAUCUGACGAUUGAUCCGUCCAGUAGAUGUGCGGCCUUCAAUUUCGGCGUCAGUAAUCUCGCUAUUAUUCCUUUCCAUCAAGCUGGAGAUGAUCUGGCUAUGGACGACUUGGACGACCUUGACGGAGAGGAUAAGGAAAAGCCCUCACACGCUGAGCAAGCUGACGGACAGGUCCAAGGCCCUCAGACUCCUUACAGUCCCUCAUUUGUUCUGCCAAUGACAGUUCUUGAUCCUGUGUUGCUACAUCCGAUCGACAUUGCUUUCCUCCAUGAGUAUCGCGACCCUACCAUUGGGAUACUGUACUCUACAGCUGCUCGCUCCUCAAAUAUGAGCGCGGAACGGCGGGACGUUACGAUAUAUGCGGUCUAUGCUCUGGAUCUCGAACAAAAGGCGUCAACCACGUUGCAAUCUGUCCAGAAGCUUCCCAAUGAUCUCUAUCGAAUAAUUGCUCUUCCUCUGCCAGUCGGCGGGGCUUUAUUGGUUGGCGGCAACGAAUUGAUCCAUAUCGACCAAGGAGGGAAAUCUAGCGCUGUCGCGGUGAAUGAACUGGCGAGAGAGGCAUCUUCAUUUCCCAUGGCCGAUCAUUCCGAGGCUCGUCUGAAGUUAGAAGGCUGUCAGGUAGAGCACCUGGGAAAUGCAAAUGGGGACAUGCUGGUUAUCCUGAGGUCCGGAGAACUUGCUCUUUUGACGUUCCGAAUGGACGGCCGUUCGGUCUCUGGGAUGACACUUCGUCGACUUGGAGACGGACAAACGCCAAGUUUGGUUAUGGGAGCAGCAUCUUGCACCGCAAACCUUGGAACCAAUCGCCUCUUCAUUGGGAGUGAGGAGGCCGACUCAGUCCUACUAGCAACAGAUAAGAGGAUCCCCCAGCUGAAGCGAAUCCGCUCUCGAGCGCAGAUACAAGCCAAUGAAGUCGAGCCGCAGGAGGAUGACGAUGAAGAAGAUGGUUAUGAUGAGGACGACGAUGACGAUCUUUAUGCCGAAAUCACUAACGGCCACAACGGCCACGUUUCCGGCGACCUGAGCGGCCAGAGCUUUCGGGCGGUCGAUCGACUCGCAUGUUUGGCACCAAUUAAUGACAUUGCCUUGGGAAGUCUGGGCAAGCGAAAACGUGAAGAUAGUGACGACUCAGAGCGGCUCGAUUCAUCAGACCGCGAACUUGUCUGUGCGUAUGGUCGAGGCAAUGCCGGUGGAAUCGCCUUUAUCCGUCGGCAGCUGGAGCCGGAGGUGGUGCAGCGAAUAAAGUAUGAAGACGCUAUUGGACUCUGGUGUUUUAAUUCUAUUGGGAAGAACCAGAAUGCGACUGACAGGCAUGCGGAGUCUCGAUUCGACAAUCUUAUCCUGGUCUCGCAAGUGACACCAGACGGUGCUGGGAAAUCUUCCUUGUUUUCCCUCGCCGACGACAACCUGGUCCCGAUCACAGACACAGACUUUGAUGAGACGGCUGGCUCUACUAUAUCGGUCUUCAAGCUGGAGAGGACCAACCACACAAUCCAGGUACUUCCAACAGAAGUACGCGUAUAUGAUGCCCAUUUCGGCCUCUCCCAGAUAUUUCCUGUCGUGGAUGAAGAAGAGGGCCAGACAGCCAGGGCAGUCAAGGCCACCUUCGCCGAACCGUAUCUCAUUCUCAUCAGAGACGAUGGAAACAUGACCUCACUCAAAGCCGAUAGAGCCGGUGAACUGGACGAAGUUGAAAUUUCCAGCACUCUGAAGAACAAGUCUAUCCUGUCAGCAUCGCUCUAUCAUGACGCCAGCGAUUUCUUUCAGACAUCGAGGUUCUACGAGGCUGCUGGGACGCCGCGAGGGCCGCUCCUAGCAUUGUUGACAUCCGAAGGGCACUUCUGCCUCCUGUCAUUACCAAACGCCGCCCUUGAGGUGUUUCAAUGUGAUAGCCUGCCCUUCCUCCCCACGUACCUCAUGCAAGGCCUACAAUUACCGAAGCAUUGGAGGAAAAAGGAUGAUCUCGCUGAAACCCUCAUUGUCAAUCUAGGGGACGCAACAGAGUCUCGACCAUAUUUAGUUGCUCGCAACACGACAGGGGAUGUCAUUAUUUAUGAGCCCUUUGCAGAUCCGGAGGUGGUGGGAGGUUUCAAGUUCAAGAAAGUCUCAACCAAGCCGGCCGAAGCACCCGAAGACCAAGUUGAGGAAGAAGGGGAAGAAACCUCACUACGUCCGAUGCAAAUCAUCCCGAACUUGGCUGGACAUGUCUCAGUGUUCAUUCCAGGCUCCCAGCCGAUGCUGAUUCUACGUGAAGCUUCCACGAUGCCUCGCGUUUACGAGUUCCAGCCGCCAAAUAUCAAGUCCAUGAGUGCGGUCCACACUGGAAGCUACCACAAUGGUUUCGUGUUCAUCGACGAUUCGGACCACAUCUGCUUCUCUCAGCUUCCUCCGUCGCUGAUGCUGGGGCAAUCGGAUUGGGUCAUCAAGCGCAUCCCACUCGGACUAGAUAUCGCCUCCCUUGGCUACUUUGCUCCUGCGGACUCUUAUGUCCUUGCUACAAACCACCCUGUAGAAUUUCAACUUCCCCAAGAUGAUGAGUGGCACCCUGAAUGGCAAAAUGAAGCCACGACCUUCUUACCCGCGACGCUGCAAUCUACCCUCAGGCUUCUUAGCUCGAAAACACACCGGAUCAUCAGCCAGUACCACUUUGAGUCUUCUGAGAGGAUUCUGUCAGUGAAAUCACUCAAUCUCGAAAUUUCCGAGGAAAUGCAUGAACGCAAAGAUUUGAUCGUCGUGGGCACAGCUCUGGUCAAGGGAGAAAAUGUGACCACCCGGGGGAAUCUAUAUAUAUUCGAUGUGGUUGACGUCGUUCCCGAACCGGAUGUGCCUGAAACUGACCUCAAGCUCAAGCUGAUCACCAGAGAAGACGUGCGAGGUGCGGUUUCUGCGAUCUCGGGUGUGGGAUCACAAGGUUUCCUCCUGGCCUCGCAGGGCCAGAAAUGCAUGGUCCGAGGGCUGAAGGAGGACAUGUCCAUUCUGCCCGUUGCAUUCUUGGAUAUGCGGUACUACGUGCAUGUCGCCAAAGAGCUUGCAGGGACAGGCCUGUGCAUUCUGGGGGACGCGUUUUCAGGGUUAUGGUUGGUCGGGUACUCGGAAGAACCGUACAAGCUGCAGAUUCUGGGACGUGACUUGGAAAACCCGGCUGUGCUUGCGGCCGAGUUCCUGCCCGACGGGAAGCAGCUAUAUAUCAUUUCGUCGGACGAAGACGGUAUGCUGAGGGUUUUGCAGUAUGACCCUGAAAACCCCAAGACGGAGCGAGGGGCCAAGCUCCUGUUGAGAAGCACGUUUCACACGGGAGCGGUUCCGACGACCAUGACCUUGAUCCCGCCGUCGUCGCCACGGGUUUUCAACGGGAACAAUUUGGACAGUGACGAGAUGGAAUUUGAAGACAACAGCCACAACCCUAGCCUGGCGCAACCUCAUCAGAUCCUCAUCACCACCCAAUCCGGCUCACUUGCUCUCCUGACGCCUCUGCGCGAGAGCACAUACCGUCGCCUCUCCAUGCUGCAGAAUACCCUGAUUGCGACGCUCGACCAUCAACCCGCGAGCCUCAACCCACGGGCAUAUCGCCAGGUGGAGACUGAUGGGAUCGGUGGUCGCGGAAUCAUCGACGGCGACAUGGUGAAGAGGUGGUGGGAAACCAGCACGCAACAACGUGUCAACAGUGCCGAUAAGGCGGGCGGGAGUGUGUGGGAGGUACGGAGUGAUUUGGCCAUGAUUACUGGUGCCAAUCUUGGGUUUUAG